CACCUUGCAGCAAGCUGAGUGCCGAACAUAUAUGAUAGUGGAUGUUUACACGCUGAUACCCAUAUCGAUGUCUUCUGCAGACUUCGUCUAUCUCAACACUUCUUGACUUUUCCUAACUCCCACACCAAGAACAGAUCUAGGAAACCUCGCUACAUUUAGACUGUCUAUGCUGCGCGACUUGAUACUGAUCAAAGAGCAUCCGCUCUGCGUUUCGGCCGCAUUUCUUAUGUUCGUUUGCUUCCUCUCGUCAAUUCUCCUUCUGUAUAUCGGUCUUGUUGUCCUCUCCUUCCAGGCCCGAAAUACUGUUAACAAAUUAGCGAGCCUGCAACGUCAACGUCGACGCAUCCAGAAGGAAGUCGACCGAUGUUCAGCUCUUAUCGAGUUGUGUCGUUCAAGAAUCGAUGAGGUCUUUGACCAACUAGAUGAUGAUCCGCCUAUGAGGGGCGUACUUAUUAUCCGCCGAAGCCAAAUAAUCUAGAGGUGGAGGUCAUGACCUGGAAGAACAUCGUGAGGAGGCACUCUCGUACAGGAAACCAUCGGCUGGGACGGGAAAUGCUUAGGCCAGGUAUUGGAUACA
Alternaria alternata is the source of this 577-nucleotide messenger RNA. RefSeq lists its product as hypothetical. NCBI's taxonomy places the organism in Eukaryota, Fungi, Ascomycota, Dothideomycetes, Pleosporales, Pleosporaceae. The record is from RefSeq and is a predicted model, not a curated record. The transcript has a single exon. Bases 167 to 478 code for a protein of 103 amino acids.